AUGUCGCUCUCACAUCACAUUCUCAUUUAUGCUGAGCUUCUAUCUCAUCUCCGCCAAAUAUCCAUUGGUUGCACCCUGCCAACACCAGCCUCUUCAGCUACAACAUCGACGGUGUCUGCGAGUGGUCGAGCUCUUACCGUCACCCAUGACGGAUUCAGUGAGACCAUAAAGCUACCCAGGAUUGUAGCUCCCUUUACACAACUGCCUGUCAGGGAGUCAGGAAGCACUAGCCUGUCAUGGAGGUUACCGCUUGCUGCGACGCCGACCGGGCGUAUGCCGGCAUUAUCAGAGGAAUCGGCACCAUGGUCCGCUUUAGAUCUUAAACCGGGUUCAGAAGUGGUCUGCAGAACCUGCCAGUCAACCAUUGUGGACGUCGGCACCCUCAAGGUAUGGAAAGACCUGCCAAGCGAGAAUUGGGCAGAGAUGAUGGAGUUCUGGCACUGCCAUAAACCCCACAGCCACACACAUGAUAAAGACGAGGAGCACUUGACCACUCGUGGCUAUGGGGCAAGUUCACGCAUUACAGCCCAGCCUGGCGUAGGUUUUGUCGAUUUAACAUCAUUUCUUCUGGCAAAGUCGGACUUAGUAACUUCCCUGACCUCGCCUUCAAUAGAUUCCACCGAAGCAAGCAACCAAGCCCAAGGAAUUAUGACCUUACACUGUGGCUCAUGCCAGACACAACUAGGCGUGCAAAAUAACGACGUAUCAUCGGUAUCAAUAUUCAAAUGGCAAGUCGUCGUCCAAUUACAAGAGCAGAAAAUGCCAGAAUCAUUUCCGAGCUUAGCCCAAUGCGUGAGCGCGAUGCUCAUAGCAACUAUGGCUCGGUCAGGAUGCUCUCAAUCCAUCCUUCUCCCAAGCAAACACCAAUCAAAUGGCAUGCUACGCAGCCCGGAGUCGAAAGAUGGCAACCAGGGAAAAGAUUUACUCAAUAUAUGGGUAUUUAAUGCCAACUUCAUAUUUUCGUCAACUGAAGCACCUGCAUCUCCUAUCAACGCCAUGAAGGUAUUUUAUCGAACCGUCAGUCAGGAGGAGGCAGAUAAAAUGAUAGAGUCUAUGACUUUGGGUGUCCAGGACAUAUCUCUACCCUCUGAAGCAAUCGCUAUUCUAGUUGAUUUACUACAGAAGAGCAACUACUUCGUUCCAGUAAGCGAUCGCAGGUUCAAAGAUUGGAAUGUUGGUCUCCUGGAGAAGUGGGAUAACGAAGGCGGAUGGAAGCCUUGA
Messenger RNA from Xylaria bambusicola, 1221 nucleotides. RefSeq names its product ubiquitin-conjugating enzyme E2-binding protein. NCBI's taxonomy places the organism in Eukaryota, Fungi, Ascomycota, Sordariomycetes, Xylariales, Xylariaceae. Gene Ontology annotation, biological process: protein monoubiquitination; protein polyubiquitination; proteasome-mediated ubiquitin-dependent protein catabolic process. The transcript is spliced from 2 exons. Gene Ontology annotation, cellular component: cytosol; ubiquitin ligase complex; nucleus. The record is from RefSeq and is a predicted model, not a curated record. Gene Ontology annotation, molecular function: cyclin binding; ubiquitin protein ligase activity; ubiquitin conjugating enzyme binding. The coding region runs from base 1 to 1221 and encodes 406 amino acids.